CAGAAAAUUUUGUUUCCAUUUUUAUUUUAUUUUGUUUUUUUCUUUUUCUUAGUACUAUUUGUUUUGUACACACAGACACACUCAGUCCCAUAUUGUUUGAUGGUUUCUCUUCUCUCCAUCUCACAACACAACCCUUUGAAUUCUUUUAGAAUUCUCUGUUCUUGUCAUUGUUUUGUGUAGCAGAUUCUGCAACUCCAGUGAGUUCAAUCUGAAAUCGAAGAUAUGGUAGGAUUCAAGUAUUACAUAAAAGAAACAGACUGGCUUAGUGCUCUUUUGCAUUGCAAAUUCUUUGGUUCUUGUAGUGAUCAUCAAGAGCUUCGGAAAAAUGAAAAGAAUGUGUUUUGCAUUGACUGUAGUAUUGGGUGUUGUAGACAUUGUAUAAAGGAUGAUGAUCAUUGCUUCCACCGGCAGCUACAGAUCUGCAAAUAUCUCUUCAAUGAUGUCGUCCGCCUUCAAGAAAUGCAGAAGCAUCUUGACUGCUCUAAAAUUCAGACAUAUAAAAUCAAUGGUAAAAAAGCUGUGCAUCUCAAUCCUCGGCAUCGAUCCAAAGAUGCAAGACCUUCAACUAAAUCAAAGUUUGGUGGUACUUGUGAAGGAUGUGGGAGAUACAUACAAGACCUUCCUAAUCGCUUCUGCUCCAUUGCUUGCAAGGUCUCAGUGGUAGCAGUGAAGCUUAAGGAUCAAAGCCAUAACUUGAUUCCUGACCCAAUUCCGGAAAUUGAUAUGUCUUUUAAGGAAAACUCUUACGAAGAUACAGAUGUGAAUGAACUGGAAUCAUCAAUCUCUGUUGCUGAUUCAUCUGAGGAGAGGGCUUGGGUAAGUUCAUUCUUGAAGCCAAGGAAAGUAUUGCACAAGAGGAAAGGCAUACCUCAUAGGGCUCCUCUUUGUUGAUGCUAAUGCUUGGAAACAAAAUUAAUGUUCCAUUCUUUUUUUUCCCUUAUAUUCCUUAUAUAAAAUUUCAGUCAAUUUUCAUUUUAACAAUUCAACAUUUUUGGCUUAUUAAGGUACUAAAAACAGAAAUACUACAGCUAUUACAGUCCUAUUAAUGAUAAAUCAUUGAAGUAAAAAUAAAAUCUUUCCC
Messenger RNA from Quercus robur (English oak), 1081 nucleotides. RefSeq names its product protein RGF1 INDUCIBLE TRANSCRIPTION FACTOR 1. NCBI's taxonomy places the organism in Eukaryota, Viridiplantae, Streptophyta, Magnoliopsida, Fagales, Fagaceae. The transcript has 4 exons. Gene Ontology annotation, molecular function: zinc ion binding. The record is from RefSeq and is a predicted model, not a curated record. Bases 223 to 891 code for a protein of 222 amino acids.